CCCGUCGUCGGUCUCGUUUUCUCCUCCAUCGCCUUUCUGUUUCACAUUUUCCUUACCAAACCUCUUCUGUUUUGUUCUGAUCUAAUCGCGCGGCGCAGUUCUUCUCUCCUGCUUCGUCUCUUUAGCGUCGGAGCCCGCUGCCGGAAGAACCCUUCUGUGUGGGAAGGAGGAGCUUUUUUUUUAUCGGUGUGUUGUUUUUUGUGCCUGAUGAGGAUUGUACGAAACACGUCCGAUCUUUCGUGCCCUAAUUUCUGUUCGUGAAAAUUUCAAUUCUGGUGCCGUCUCAUGGAAUCGAUCACACCUGUCUCUAGAUUGCUAUGUAGGAAAAUGAUGCUUUCUGGGGGAAGCUCAUCGUCCCGGUGCAAAGAGGCCGAGAUUUUGGGUAUUUCUCCGUCGUCCGCGAAUGGCAGUUCUGUAUCCAAGCCGUCUAAGCAAAAAGAGAUUAUACCUUCUGAAAUCAUAGACACAGAAAUGGAAGAUGAUGUCCGUGGACAAGAUUUUCUCAGUACAGGGGUAGUUGGCGACAAUGGCAAAGGCAAGGAAACUUUGUCCAAUUUUCCAUCUGAUAAUAGUAAUUUGGCAACUGAUGGAUCUGGGAGUGAUGUUCAGAUGUCUGAUCAUAGCAAUGUAGAUGAUUCCAGCUCUAAUCUCUUCUAUGAAGAGGAUGAAUGGCUCGAUACUUACUAUGAUGACAUAGUGUUUGAUGACUAUGAUGUUCUACAAUCUCAUUAUGACAGCAUGAAUAUUCCACCCGGAGUUGAGAUGCCAUUUCCCUGGUUGCCCGAUGGCCCUCAAAUCAGCGCCAAGGUUCCUGUAGCUGCUGCUAGUGGGUCUAGUAGUUCAAGUGCUCAAGCUAACUCAAAUGAUGCUAAAGCACCCUCUAUGGACUUGAGCCCUUCCUCUCCUACGGCGCCAAAGAGAUCACUUCGCUUAAAGAAAUUGGCGAAACCAUUGAACCUAAGAAGAGCCACCCGGUCCACUCGUCAUCAUUUCAGUGAUAUGCCUCCUAAUUCACCUUUGGAGUCUGGUUUUCUUUCAAAGAAAUAUACCAUGUUAAGUCAAUCCCUGCAUACAACUUCAGAAUCACCACCAGAGGGCUCGGGUUCUCUGCCUCCGAAGUUUAUGAAGGAAUCUUUCGAUUUUAUAGGAAAGAGUAAAAAGAGGAAUCCUCCAUUCUCCUAUUUCAAUUCCCAUCCAACUCCUCAAUUUGGUCCUGCUCCAAUUUUCAUGCCCCCUGUCCAGAAUCAGAAUGGCACAACAAAGUUGCCUUCGGUUGCAAUGAAUACUGUGCAUAAUAUAACUAGUGACUAUGCAACUUCAACCACACUGCCUAAUACACCUGGAGUGCCGCCAGGGUAUUCUACUGUCUGGCAGGAUAUGCCCAUGACUAUGUUCGAAAACACUUCACCUUUUGCACCAAUUGAAGCAAGUAUAUUCUAUCCAACGGUACAGGCCUCUGCUAAUUUUCAAACAGCUGAACUUCCACCCCGGAUAGGGCUAAAGAACUUGGAUGAAAUCCUGCGGAACUUUGAUCAGUUUAAGAAAUUUGAUACUGUUGAAGAUUGCUCGGAUCACUUCUUCUUUAAGCAAGGUUCUGUCCCGGCUCAGGCGCAGUCAACUAAACUUUGGGCCAAGAGGAUACAGGAGGAAUGGAAGAUUCUUGAAAAUGACUUGCCAGAUACAAUAUUUGUGAGGGUCUAUGAAUCCAGGAUGGAUCUUUUAAGAGCUGUGAUCAUAGGGGCAGAGGGAACCCCCUACCAUGACGGUCUCUUCUUCUUUGAUUUCUAUUUUCCUAUCGGCUAUCCCAAUUGUCCGCCUCUUGUGCACUACCAUUCUGGUGGCCUUCGAAUCAAUCCUAACUUAUACAACUGUGGGAAAGUAUGUUUGAGUCUUCUGAACACAUGGAGUGGUAACCAUAAGGAGAAGUGGAUUCCUGGCGUUUCGACUGUAUUACAAGUCCUGGUCUCCAUUCAAGGGUUGAUUUUGAAUGCUAAACCCUUCUUUAAUGAGCCGGGAUAUGCUGAUUUGCUUGGCUCUGAAAGUGGAGAAGAGAAAUCCUUGGAAUAUAAUGAGCGAACAUUCGUCUAUUCUCUGCAAACAAUGCUUUACGUCAUUAGAAGGCCACCAAAGUAUUUUGAGGACUUUGCCUACGGCCAUUUCUCCAAGCGGUCACAAGGUAUUCUGGCAGCAGCUCAAGCCUACUUAAACGGUGCUUGUGUAGGUAGCCCGGUUAAUGGAGGAAGCAGUGAGGGCGAUGACAAGGCCAAAAAGAGCUGUUCGGCUUAUUUCAAAUCCAGUGUUUCCGACUUCAUUCCCAGACUGACUGAUGUGUUCUCCCGAAUUGGGAAAAACAAUGGUACCCAGAGUAAUUGUUUAUCGGGGCCGAAUCCAGCUAUCUUGGCGCCCCAGCCCCAGCGCUCCGCCUCGGCUAAUAAACCUAUAAAGCUAGGCUAUUGAAAAAUAUGCUCUUGCGUUAUUUUAGACCUAACUGGCGAACAAGUGCAGGGUUAGAAUAUGCCUUGUUGCUUUUAUUUGGAUGAAAAACUUGAAUGAACGAAUGAAUGAAUGUACAUAUGAACAAGGUUUCAGCCCUUUGCUGUUUCAACUAACGAAUCUUCUUUUAUCGUUGUUAA
Molecule: messenger RNA, 2633 nt
Organism: Andrographis paniculata
Lineage: Eukaryota; Viridiplantae; Streptophyta; Magnoliopsida; Lamiales; Acanthaceae
Product: probable ubiquitin-conjugating enzyme E2 25
Exons: 9
Coding region: 286-2457 (723 amino acids)
Molecular function (GO): ubiquitin conjugating enzyme activity
Source: RefSeq, a predicted model, not a curated record